AUGGAGAAGAAGAAUAAAGACCCUGAUGCUUUCACAAUCCCGUGCACCAUUAGAAUGUUCAAUUUUGCAAAAGCCUUGUAUGACCUCGGGGCGAGCAUAAAUUUAAUGCAAUAUGCUAUAUUUCACAAGCUAGGAUUGGGGAAACUACAACCUACCACGAUGAGAUUGGUAAUGGCUGAUCAAACCAUCAAGAAACCCAUGGGAAUACUUCAUGAUGUGCUAGUUAAAGUCGACCGGUUCAUCUUCCUGACCGACUUUGUGAUUCUUGAUUAUGCUUUGGACCAUGAAAUUCCUACUAUUCUUAGAAGGACAUUUUUAGCUACCGAGAGAGCAUUGGUAGAUGUAGAGUAUGGUGGGAUAAAGUUUUUCCUAAAUGAUAAAGAGGUUUAUUUUAAUGUAAGUAAGUCCACGAAACAACUAAUGGACUUAAAAGUAAUUUUGGUGAUCGAUUCCAUUAAUGGUGAGGUAAAAAAUUAUGUUGAUGUCAGUUUGGUGGAUGAACCAUUAGUAGGAGUCUUGUGGAAUUAUGAAAGAGAUAAAUUUAAAGCAUUUGAAGAAGUGGUUACAUCUUUAGUGGGGCUUGGAACUUGUACCAAUAACCCGAUAAAGUUGGACCUCGAUCUUAAAAACCUUGAGAAUCCACUUGUAAAGCCAUCCAUCCUUGAGCUACCACAAAUUAAAUUAAAACCAUUGCCACCUCACCUCCAAUAUGUAUUCUUGGGGAAGGAGACACUUUGCUUAUCAUCAUUGCAAGUGAUAUUGAACCCUACCAAGUGGCUUUAA
Molecule: messenger RNA, 783 nt
Organism: Capsicum annuum
Lineage: Eukaryota; Viridiplantae; Streptophyta; Magnoliopsida; Solanales; Solanaceae
Exons: 1
Coding region: 1-783 (260 amino acids)
Source: RefSeq, a predicted model, not a curated record